GCGCAGGCCAUCGCCACCUCUUCACGGGUCCUGAGUCACGUGCGUCAGAGGCAACACGUUUCGAGGGAUACGCGGCGUCGCAGUUGCUCCACCGCAGGUCCCACGCGCGCUCCGACCCACGGGCUUCGUUUUCUGCCCUCCGGACCGCCACGACGUUCCGCAGGCUCUUCUCCAGAGUCGCCCGCUAUCCCAACAACAACAACAACAAUAACAACAACAACAUGGGGAAGCGGAGCAGGCAGCGGCAGAAGAACCAACCCACCGGCAGGGACGACAGGGACAACGCAGGCUGGGGAGCCGGAUAUGCAGACAUUGUCAAGGAGAAUAAGCUGUUCGAGCACUACUACCAGGAGCUGGGCCUGGUGCCUGCCGGAGAGUUUGAACAGUUCAUGGACGCCAUGAGGGAACCGCUGCCGGCAACCAUCCGCAUCACCGGGUACAAGAGCCACGCCAAGGAAAUCCUCCACUGUCUGAAGGAGAAAUACUUUAAGGAUAUUCAAGAGGUGGAGAUAGACGGUCAGAAGAUCGAGGCGCCACAGCCUCUGAUCUGGUAUCCAGAUGAGCAGGCCUGGCACACCAACAUGAGCAGGAAGAUCAUCAGGAAGUCUCCCCUGCUGGAGAAGUUCCACCAGUUCCUGGUCAGCGAGACCGAGUCGGGUAACAUCAGCCGACAGGAAGCCGUCAGUAUGAUCCCGCCUCUCCUCCUGAAGAUUGAGUCCCACCACAAGAUCCUGGACAUGUGUGCAGCUCCGGGGUCAAAGACAGCCCAGCUGAUCGAGAUGCUCCAUUCGGACAUGGACGUGCCUUUUCCCGAGGGCUUUGUCAUCGCCAACGACGUGGACAACAAGCGCUGCUACCUGCUCGUGCACCAAGCCAAGCGCCUCAACAGCCCCUGCAUCAUGGUGGUCAACCACGACGCCUCCUGCAUCCCCACGCUCAACAUCGACUUGGACGGCAAGAAGGACAUCCUCUUCUACGACCGCAUCCUCUGCGACGUCCCCUGCAGCGGGGACGGCACCAUGAGGAAGAACAUCGACGUGUGGAAGAAGUGGACGACCAGCAACAGCCUGCACCUACACGGGCUCCAGAUGCGGAUCGCGGUGCGCGGCGUUGAACAGCUGGCUGUGGGGGGGAGGAUGGUUUACUCCACCUGUUCACUAAACCCUAUCGAGGACGAGGCCGUCAUCGCGGCGCUGCUGGAGAAGAGCGAAGGAGCGCUGGAGCUGGCCGACGCCUCGGCCGAUCUGCCGGGGCUCCGGUGGAUGCCCGGGGUCUCCUCCUGGAAGCUGAUGACCAAAGAGGGCCAGUGGUUCUCGGACUGGUCCGAGGUUCCGAGCCACCGUCGCACACAGAUCCGGCCCACCAUGUUCCCGCCGACCGACUCGGAGAAACUCGCCGACAUGCACCUGGAGAGAUGCAUGAGGAUUCUGCCACAUCACCAGAACACCGGAGGCUUCUUUGUGGCCGUGCUGGUGAAGAAAGCCCCAAUGCCCUGGAACAGAAGAUAUCCCAAGCUGAGGAGGGACGUCUCGUCCGGCUCAGCGGUCCAGGCUGAAGGCUCCCCGGGGGCCCCGACCCCGGCAGACGCGCCCCGCCUCCCCGAGAGUGUCCCUGCUGCCGUGGAGGUGGGGGUGGGGGUGGAGGUGGAGGGGGGAGGAGGCCCGGAGGGAAAAGCAGACACGGAGGCAGGGGCACCAAAAAGAGCUCUCUCUGCGCAGGAGACCAGCGCCAAAGUGUGCGGGCCUCCAGCCUCUAAGAAGAUGAAGCUGUUUGGUUAUAAAGAAGACCCCUUUGUGUUCCUCACUGAAGAAGACCCCGUCUUCACCACCAUACAAUCUUUCUACGACCUGGCACCCAACUUCCCAAAGCGCAACGUUCUGACCCGGACUCACGAUGGCAAGAAGAGACACUUGUACAUGGUGUCCAAGGAGCUGCGCAACGUGCUGCUCAACAACAGCGAGCGCAUGAAGGUCAUCAACACCGGGGUGAAGGUGUGGUCUCGCAACAGCGAUGGGGAGGAGUUUGGAUCCCCCUUCAGACUGGCUCAGGAGGGCAUCUACACUCUUCAGCCGUACAUCCGCUCCAGGAUAAUCCGAGUGAGCGUGGAGGACAUCAAAGUGCUGCUGACCCAGGAGAACCCCUACCUCAGCAAACUGCAGGAUGACGCCCACGCUCAGGCCAAGAAACUUGUGAUGGGCAGCAUUGUGCUGAAGUACAACCCCAACCCAAAUAACCCGACGGAGCCUCAGUGCCCCAUCCAGCUGUGCGGCUGGAGGGGGAAGACGUCCAUCCGAGCCUUCGUGCCGCGCAACGAGAGGUUCCACUACCUGCGCAUGCUGGGCGUGGAGGUCUUCAAAGAGAAACAGGGCCUCGGCCAGAAGGGGAAGGACGGAGACAAGGAGGUGGUGGAGGUGGAGGAGGAGAAGAUGGAGGGCGUGGCGGGAAAAGAGGGAGGAGCGGCGGAGAAAGAGGCGGAGCUCGACCCGCAGAACGGUGACGAGAACGGCUCGUUGGAACCAAAGAAGUAGAAGCCGAGAAGGUCGAUGGGGAGAAAGGAGGACUGAAGACGUACGCGUUGGUCAGGAGAAAGACCUCCUCCUGCUCGAGGAGGAGGAGGAGCCUCCACACUGCAGAGAUGGACUCCUUUUUGGGGAGUUCUACUUUUGGGAUCCUCUCCAGGGGUUUUAGUUAAAUGGCUUAUCUUAUUUCUUGUUUAUUUUUUUAUAUUUUAACAAACGUUUCCCGCCAAACAAGUGGCAUCAAAUAUUUUUCUCUGUUGCGCAUGUUUAUAGAGUUUUCAUUAAACGCAAUCUCAAUUUUGACACCUGUAAUGGAGCAGAAAUACGGAGUUGAUUAAAAACGUCAAACUGUGUCAA
Messenger RNA from Pungitius pungitius (ninespine stickleback), 2876 nucleotides. It is a transcript of the gene nsun2, whose product is annotated as NOP2/Sun RNA methyltransferase 2. The record is from RefSeq and is a predicted model, not a curated record. Gene Ontology annotation, biological process: tRNA methylation. The transcript is spliced from 19 exons. Bases 222 to 2528 code for a protein of 768 amino acids. Gene Ontology annotation, molecular function: tRNA binding; tRNA (cytidine-N5)-methyltransferase activity. NCBI's taxonomy places the organism in Eukaryota, Metazoa, Chordata, Actinopteri, Perciformes, Gasterosteidae. Gene Ontology annotation, cellular component: cytoplasm; nucleus.